AUGAAUAUUGAUCAUUCAAAUAUCAGUAAUUAUUGUUCAUAUUUGCAUUCAAUUAUUAAUGAACAAUCACUUCAUGAUCAAUCAUCUUCAUGUAUGAAUAUUGAUCAUUCAAAUAGCAGUAAUUCUCGUUAUAGUUUUGAUUUUGAGCUCUCCAAUACUAAAACUUUUAAGCUUGAUCCUUAUGAUAAGUUGAUACAUAAGAAGCCUUUCAAAGGAUUGUUGUUUGAUUCGUUGUACAUUGGUCUUGACUUUUACAAGACUUAUGGUCAAGAAUCUGGUUUUGAUGUGAAUAUGUCAAGUAAAAAAAGAUACAAUGAUGAUGUUAAGAGAAGGAGAACUUCUUCUAAGAAGAACGAAUUCCCUGUUGUUUCAAAGUUCAAGAAUCUCCGAUGUUCUUUAAUGUUCUACAUUUAUGUGUUUGUUGAAGAUCACAACCAUGAACUUGUUUCUCAAGAUAAGUUGCACUUAUUAAGGAUUAAUAGGACAAUGGAUUUUCUUGAUGAAUCCUUUGUACAUACGGUUGGUACUUGUAACAUUGGUGCUUCAAAAGAUUAUAACUUGGUGAGUAAUAUGAAUGGUGACUUUGAUUCUAGGGGAAUGACUGCAGUUGACUUUAAAAAUUUUCGUAGAGAUUUAAAUUCUAAAAUUGGCGUCAAAGAUUCCCAAAUGGUUGUGGAUAUAUUGACAAACAGAAAUUUGUGUUUCUCUAAUUUUUCAUUUGAGGUCCAAAAAGAUGUUGAUGAUCAUCUUACUAGACUUUUUUGGGCUGAUGAUACUUCGAAAGCCAACUAUAAAGAAUUUGGAGAUGUACUAUCUUUUGAUGCUACUUAUCAAACAAAAAGUAAUUCUUAA
Molecule: messenger RNA, 852 nt
Organism: Lactuca saligna
Lineage: Eukaryota; Viridiplantae; Streptophyta; Magnoliopsida; Asterales; Asteraceae
Source: the annotation of a GenBank genome assembly